UUUUGUUAAUUCCAAUACUAUUUUUGUUAAUUAAAUUCCUAUUUAAAAGUGGUGGUGGUGGUAAGACGUACUUACAAACAUGUUCUUGUGAUCUUUGUGUGUACAGGAGACCUUCUUCUGGUGUUCAUCUCAAUUUCAAUUUCUCAAGAAAGAGAGGAGGACCUGUGCAAAUUUUGGGCUUACGUGCUGAUGCUUUCUCUGCCUGUUUCUAGCCUUCCUCCCUGAAAUCUCUGCCACUGUGUUUUACAGAGGAGUAGAUACUCCCCAAAACAGCCAAGUUUUGCGGGUGCAGGUGGGCUGGAAGAGAGGCACUGUAAUUGCCCUUCCAGAAGGACAAAGCUGUAGUGUUAGCUUACAUCCUAUAGGAUGUGACAGAAUGGAUCUGAGAGCAGCUUUGGCAAUAAAUUUGCCAACUGUGGAAAAUACUGUUGUUGGUGCUGUUGAACCAGAAGACACAACCCAAUGGAUGUUUGGUAUACGAAAUUGUGGUAUUUAGUGACAAUUCUUUUGUUGUUAUGUGAUUGUUCAGUGCUUGUGGAAACAAAAUAAUUUACAAAUGUGAGUUCUAGUGGUCUGUGAUUCAGAAGCAAAUAAGGUGAGGAAAUAACGCCCCAACUAUGAGACCAUGGUGUGGAAUUUGGGAGACUUGAAUUCAGCUGUGUGCUUUACUUGGGACUUCCAGUGCUUUUGAGCAGAUGUUAUGCUUCCAUGACUAAUCUACAAAAGGAAGAAAAUGGCAUUAUUUUACUACCAGGAAUAUUGUGAAGUUAAAUACUCUAAAGGCUUUUUAGGGACUCUGCUUACAAGAGUGGAAUUGCAAUACUUCAUGCUGAAAUCAAGGACAGGUGGCAGUAGCAAAUUGUGAAGAUCCCGUCUUAGGCAACAAAACAUAGGAAACAUGUUUAUGGAAUAUCCACAGAGCAGUUCUGAAUGAAUUUCAAGGCCUGUUUACAAUAGAAGAGAAAUGGCAAAAGAAAGUAUAUUUCGGGAUCUCCUGGAAAUCCUGACGGGCGCCUCAAGUGAAAUUGAGCAGGCUGAUAAGGACUCCUGUGAACUGGUAGAUCGAGACACCUGCCUGCUGCUCAUAGCAGAGUGUUUCAGAUGUCUGAGGAAUGCCUGUGUUGAGUGUGCCAAGAAUCAACAUGUCAUGAGGAACUUGGGUCUCAUCUCUACGUCUGUCCAUUUGAUCAAAUUGCUCCAUGGAAUACAAAUCAAAGAAGAAUUGUUAUUGACUGCUCUUCGUUGUAGUCUCCAGUUUCUUGGAAACAUUGCAGCAGGAAAUGGAGAUUCCCAGAAUAGCAUUUGGAAGUGUGCUUUCCCAGAUCUCUUCUUGACGUGCCUAACAUACAGUGAUGAGAAGAUUGUUGCCUAUUGUUGUAUGGUACUGUUCACUUGCCUUAAUUCAGAGAAAGUGAGAGAACUACUGUAUCCUGGGAACUUGACUGUGGCUCUUCAUGUCCUGAAAGUCUACAAAGAGCAGCUGGAGUCUGAGUGGUCGUUCUUGAUUGUUACAGACCAUUUGCUGAAAUGUCCAGAGUUGGUAAAAGCCCUCUAUGCCAAACUGAGCAAUCAAGAAAGAGUUACUUUGUUAGAGCUGAUAAUGGAGAAAGUAAGUGAGAAGAACCCAGUUACCAGUGAAGAAAUUAAUUUGUUCAUGAGACACGCCGACUUCCUUGCAGGCUGUUUCAAAGAGAAAUGUGAAGCUGUGCUCAAGUUAACUUCUGCGGCAGAUACAGAAGAUGAGGAAGCACUGGUUACAAUUCGUCUUCUUGACGUUCUUUGUGAAAUGACAUCAAACAAUGGACAGCUAGAACAUCUACAGGCCUUGCCUGGUUUGCUUGAAACAGCCAUAGAUACCCUGAGAUUAACUCAUCUUGCUGGGAAACAAGCUGUAAAUAUUUUCACUGCCACACAUACUAUGACAGGGCAGGAAGAAAUUUCGCAUCCAGCUGUGGGUUUUAAAUCUCAUCUCAUUCGUUUGAUUGGAAAUUUGUGUUAUAAAAAUAAAGAAAACCAAGACAAGGUUUAUGAGUUAGAUGGCAUCCCCUUGAUCCUGGACAACUGCAGCAUUGAUGACAACAAUCCUUUUGUGAACCAGUGGGCAGUAUAUGCUAUCCGAAAUCUCACGGAACAGAAUGAGAGAAACCAAGAGCUUAUUGCACAGAUGGAGGAGAAGGGGCUGGCAGACAAUUCUGCCCUUGAGAGUAUGGGUUUAGAGAUAGAGAAACGAGAUGACAAGUUAAUUCUGAGAUCUGUCAGGAAAAAGCCCUCAUGAACAAAACAUUAAGAAGAGUUGAAUCAUUAAAAGAGGAUUUCUCUUUUAAAAUAUUUUUCCCUGCUCAGGCAAUCAAGAUUUCUUCAGUUUUAGUUCCAGUCUGCUGGAAGUGUUGCAUUCAGAAAAACUGCCAAAUGAUACUUCUGCCUCGCUGCUGUAAACAAAAGGACACCUACACAUUUUCUAAAUACCUAGGUAAAUUAAGUUAUGGAAAAAAAUCCUUCUUUUCAGAUGGUUGAAAUUUCAUUACUUUCUUGUUUUGUUAGAAAGAUGUCAUGCGUGCGGUAUUGAGUUGUUAUAAUUUCCAUUGCUGAAUCUGGAGAUAACUAUCAUUAAAAACUCAACAAAGAAAUAA
Molecule: messenger RNA, 2630 nt
Organism: Aquila chrysaetos chrysaetos
Lineage: Eukaryota; Metazoa; Chordata; Aves; Accipitriformes; Accipitridae
Gene: ATXN10
Product: ataxin 10
Exons: 12
Coding region: 965-2275 (436 amino acids)
Biological process (GO): neuron projection development
Cellular component (GO): cytosol
Source: RefSeq, a predicted model, not a curated record